AUGUCUUCUCGGAGAACUCAUACCAAGUCUCGGACAGGCUGUAUAAACUGGAUAUCUUCAGUUGACAGCAGCAGUGACAGUCGUUCAUCAUAUUUUCCCAACUUGAGCCCCUCAAUUUCAACCCCGGCUCCAACUCUGAGUUCCUUAGACAACCAUCAUCUGGUCAACUCCCCUGACCACUUUGACAGCUACAGUCACCCCAGUCCCACACAGCAGAUUGCUCCCUUUCCUCCACAUGAACUCUGGGCCCGCGAUUGUGAGCUUAUGCAUCAUUACUGCACAGUAACCGCAGAUACCUUGUGCGUCCGGAAAGAUCUAGCAUACGUCUGGGGCGUCGCAAUUCCAAGAUUAGGUUAUCAAGACCCUUUCGUCAUGCAUGGAAUCCUUGCCAUUGCCGCAGCCCACAAAGCCUAUCUGAUGCCCGCUAGUCGCAAGACCUAUUUGCCAUUGGCUGACUAUCAUCAGACUCUUGGAUCCGAGGGCUAUCGUCGUUACCUCCAACACUACAACAUGACUAAUUGGAUGCCUGUUUUUGGCUUUGCAUCUCUCGUUGUGUUGCAUAUGUUGACCCUACCCACCCGGAUGGACAACUGUGUACUAGAAGACCCUAUCACGAAUCUCAUCGAAUUAGCUGGCCUGUUAAGGGGUAUCAAGACAACAUUAGAACCAGCAAUUGGACGUAUCGUCAGAACAGAAUUUGCUCCUGUCGUCUUCGGAAUUUGGGUGUUUGAUUCUGAUGAUGAGGCAGAACGCUAUCCCUCCCUUGAAAACUCGUCUCUGCCCACAAAUACCUGGAGCGCCUUGCAAAGGCUUCGAGCCUUUCAAGAAGCUGACAUCCCUGCUAGCGGCCUGCAACAUUAUGCAACAGCCUUGGACGGUCUAGAAACUUCCGCAAGACUAUUCGCUGCUGCUGGGUUACACGCCGAGGUUGCGGCAGCGCAUUUUUGGCUAUACAUUAUUGAUGAUAGUAUAAUUCUUGACUUCGCUGCACAUAGACCCCACGCUCUUCUUCUUUUCGCCCAUUAUCUUGUGCACUGGGCAGUAUUCGAGAAAAGCUUCUGGUUCACGAGGGGUUGGUCUCGACAGGUGAUGGCCAAGAUAGAAGAGGGCUUGAGCGGGAGGGCAAAUUUCUUAGAAAUGAUGCAAUGGCCCAAACAGAUGGUUGCUGAAGCUGUUGUAUAG
This is a messenger RNA of Fusarium redolens, 1182 nucleotides long. RefSeq lists its product as uncharacterized. Gene Ontology annotation, biological process: regulation of transcription by RNA polymerase II. The transcript is spliced from 3 exons. Lineage: Eukaryota; Fungi; Ascomycota; Sordariomycetes; Hypocreales; Nectriaceae. Gene Ontology annotation, molecular function: DNA-binding transcription activator activity, RNA polymerase II-specific. The coding region runs from base 1 to 1182 and encodes 393 amino acids. The record is from RefSeq and is a predicted model, not a curated record.